GGUGCCGCGUCGGGAGAAAGACAAGCGGGGAGAGCGCGGCGGCAGCGGCGGCUCCUCCCGGGAACAAAGAGGGGAGCGCGGCGCGAAAUGAGCAAAGUCUGAAGAGGCAUGGAUGUAACAUGAGUCCUUUUAAGUAUUCAGUAUAGAUAUGAAUUUUGCAAAAGUUUAUUUUUUGGUAAAUUAGAUAAAGAUGGAUGAAUCGGCUUUGUUGGAUCUGUUGGAGUGUCCUGUUUGCUUAGAACGUCUUGAUGCUUCUGCAAAAGUCUUGCCUUGCCAACACACAUUUUGCAAACGUUGUUUGCUGGGCAUCGUGAGUUCUCGAAAUGAGCUUCGUUGUCCAGAAUGUAGGACUUUAGUUGAUUGCAGUGUUGAUGAACUUCCCAGUAAUAUUCUGCUGGUUAGACUACUGGAUGGCAUCAAGCAAAGGCCCUGGAAACCUGGCACUGGUGGUGGGACUAGUUGCACAAAUGCAUUAAGAGCCCAGAGCAGCACUGUUCCUAGUUGUGGUUCAAAAGACCCACAGAGCUCGCAAGGUGGACAGCAGCAAAGAGUACAAGCACGGAGUCCCACCGUUCGGGGUAUACCUCAGUUACCAUGUGCCAAAGCAUUGUAUACCUAUGAGGGAAAAGAACCUGGAGAUCUUAAAUUCAAUAAAGGUGACAUCAUCAUUUUACGUCGGCAAGUGGAUGAAAAUUGGUACCACGGAGAAGUCAAUGGGGUCCAUGGCUUUUUUCCUACCAACUUCGUUCAGAUUAUUAAACCUUUACCUCAACCUCCGCCUCAGUGCAAAGCACUUUAUGACUUUGAAGUGAAAGACAAGGAAGCGGACAAAGACUGUUUACCAUUUUCAAAGGACGAUGUGCUGACUGUGAUUCGCCGAGUAGAUGAAAACUGGGCUGAAGGAAUGCUGGCUGACAAGAUAGGGAUAUUUCCCAUUUCGUAUGUUGAGUUUAAUACAGCAGCCAAGCAGCUUAUAGAGUUGGAUAAGCCCUCAGGUUCUGCUGUUGACUCUGGAGAAGGUACCUCUGGGGCAUCCCACAACAAUUCAGUCCAAAAGCACACUGAUACAAAGAAGAACACCAAAAAACGGCACUCCUUUACCUCCCUUACCAUGUCCAACAAGACCUCGCAAUCUUCUCAAAACCGUCAUUCAAUGGAAAUUAGUCCUCCUGUCCUCAUCAGCUCCAGUAACCCCACAGCGGCUGCCCGUAUAAGUGAACUGACAGGCCUCUCCUGCAGUGCUCCUUCUCAGGUUCAUAUCAGUACCACAGGGUUUAUUGUGACUCCACCCCCUAGCAGCCCAGUUGCAACUGGGCCUUCAUUUACCUUCCCAUCUGAGGUCACCUACCAAGCUGCUCUUGGUAAUAUGAAUCCCCCUCUUCCACCACCACCUCUUUUGUCUGCCACAAUCAUUGUUUCAACAUCUUCAGGGCUGCCUUCUUCGGGAGUAGUACAAAGGCCUGCAUCAGGAUCAACUGACCAAACCGCACAUUUACGGCCACAGUCUCGACCAAGUGUGUAUAUUGCCAUAUAUCCAUACAGUCCUCGAAAAGAGGAUGAACUGGAACUGCGAAAGGGGGAGAUGUUUUUAGUGUUUGAACGUUGUCAAGAUGGCUGGUUCAAAGGAACCUCCAUGCAUACAAGCAAGAUUGGUGUUUUCCCUGGCAAUUAUGUGGCACCAAUCACAAGGACGGUGACAAGUGCUUCACAAGCAAAAGUCCCCAUGUCUACUGCUGGCCAGACAGCACGAGUGAUGACCAUGGUCAGUCCUUCCACUGCUGGUGGAAUUUCACAGAAACUUCAGGGGAACGGCAUGACAGUCCAUUCCAAUGUGGUCCCAGCUGCUGUGGUUUCUGCGGCACAUAUCCAAACUAGUCCACAAACCAAGGUUCUUAUGCAUAUGUCGGGGCAAAUGACAGUCAACCAGGCUCGCAGUACUGUUAGAACAGGUAAAAAGAACUUGUGCUUCACACCGAACAGUCAGCCUGUGAAAUUCACUGAUGCAAGAGUUGCAGUACACAGCCAAGAAAGACCUACAGCAGCAGUGAUGCCGAUACAGGCUCAAAGUUCAGCAUGCCUUAUCCCUGCAGCUAUGAUCAUUCCCCACCAUUCUGUUGCUUCCCAGCAGCUCCAGCCUCAGCUUUCAAAUGCUGCUGCUUACGUCACUGCUGUGAAUAACAACCGAUCCAAUGUUCCACUGGCUUGUGCAGCAGCUUCUUUAAACUCUUCCAGCAUCACCUCUGCAUCUUUGGAUGGGGACAUAAGUGGGAGAGCUGUGAGUGUUCACCCUGGGGCUCCUGCUUCUCCUGAAAAUGCUUUAGCAGCUGGUGGGAAUACUGCAGUCAGUAAACCAGACAAGGAUAGCAAGAGAGAAAAAAAAGGUUUACUGAAGUUGCUUUCUGGAGCAUCUACCAAACGCAAGCCCCGAGUGUCCCCUCCAUCAUCACCAACUCUGGAGGUUGAGCAAGCAGCUGUAGAGAUGGCCCUACAGGGCGCAGUAGGGCCUGAGGUUCCAUCAGCUGUCAGCCAUGGCAGAGCUGGAUCCUGUCCUGUGGACAAUGAAAUCUCUGCAGCAACACUAUCACAGGAGACUCUGCAUCGGAAAACAAGUUCUUUGGAUUCCAAUAUUCCUAUAGCACCUCCCCCCCGGCAGCCAUGUUCCUCAUUGGGCUCAGUCCAGAAUGAAUCCAGGCCCGUUGUUUGUGAAAGAUACAGGGUUGUGGUCUCCUAUCCUCCUCAGAGUGAAGCAGAACUUGAACUUAAGGAAGGGGACAUUGUUUUUGUACACAAAAAACGUGAGGAUGGCUGGUUCAAAGGCACACUGCAACGAAAUGGAAAAACUGGCCUUUUUCCUGGCAGCUUUGUAGAAAACAUCUGAGAAGAUCCUUUUCAACAGAUGCAAAUCACACUACACUAUAAAAUAGCACAAAUAUAUUAGCAGAAACAGUGCAGUCGUGGAAGACUUUCAAAUGACUGUAAUAUAAACAAAAUUAUAUAUACUUCUCCAGUGUUCUGUAGCACAGUUGCAAGCAAACAAAGAUGAUGAAGGCAUCUGCUAUUUUUAUCACUUUGGAUUCUUAAGUGUAAUGUGUGCCUUGUACUGUCUCAUUUAUUAUACAGGGGAACUCUUUUUCCUUCAAAAAUGUUACACAAAUGAACAAUUGUUUACAAGGCUGUAACUAAUUUAUUCUUUCUUUAAAACUUGAAUUUUGUAAUAACUAAAUUCUUUUGAUUAUGAUUUUAACAAAUUAUUAAUUUAUGAAAUGGUAGCUAAGGGGAAGCUGGAUUCUCUCCUUAUGAGCGAGUGAUUAUCUUUGACAUAGAGCCUCCCAUUUUUCCUUCUGACUUUUUUCCUCACUGUAUAUGACAGUGGAAUCAGUCUUUGUUUUAUGCGUUAAUGUUGAGUUGUGGUGUCAAAUUGAAAUUGCAAACUGGGAAAAAAAAUGGAAUUGUGUGGGAUUUUACUUAGGACAGAAUAUAUCAGUUGUUCUUGAGUCUAAUUCUAUUCCUUAAUAGCUGCCCAAGCAGUGUAACAUUUCUGGAAGGCAAAGGCAUAACAUGGCAACUGAAUAAACCUCAACAGUCUGAAGGAUGGGAAGGAAGAAAUUAAGAGGAUGCCAAUAAGAAAUUCCCUGUAGCUUCUGUCUGUUCAAGAAUUUGGAUAGCUGAAGAAAGUUUAAUUUGCAUAUUUGGCUAGUUCUUUGGGCAGCUAGUACUUUCAGGCUGUAACCGAGAUAAAACGAAGGUUAAAGCACAACAGUAGAACAAAUUAUAUUUGGGAAAUACUUGUAAUUUGAUAACAGCAACUUAUUUCCUAGGAUUGAAAAUUUGAGUAAAAUUCAAGUUGUAUUCAGUGUCUAAAAAUGCCUAAGAAAUGUAAUUUGCUUUGGUUUUUGUUUUUUUCCCCCAAAGUGAUCUGCACGGCCAGGAGACAUUUUAAAAUGUUUGAGCAAUAGUGAUGGUAAGUGAUGCACUUGUGUUAAAGUAAUAGGCUGUAAAGAGACACUGUGAAAACUUUGCUAAAUUUUUAACUGUUGCUACUUUGAUACAUCCUGACUUUUUCAUUGUCUUGCAUGUAUUAUUGAAGUCUCACAGUAAUGUAAACUGUGCAUGAUUUGUAUUUUUAAUUCCAAUUUCCUGUUGUGGGUUAUUUUGCUCUGGAAUUUGCCCAUUGCAGGGGAUAUUAAGUAAACCAGAAUUCUGUUGUUGUCCAAAAUCCACUGACCAAGACUAGUGAGUGACUCACUCUUAACGCAGUAGGUGUUCAGUUUUUGAGUCAAUAAUAAAACAUUUUUACGUCACUCCAGGGUGAUAGGUAUAAAAAAGAAAUCCUGCAAGGAGAAACUACUUUUAGUCUUUGCGGGUUUUAUGAGAGGUUUGAUGCUAGUGAACCCACAGCAUAUAGCUGGGACAGCAUUCAUCUGAGCUUGUCUUUUUUACUGUUGCUUUAUUAUAAUGGUUUCAUUGCUCUCACUUGCAAGGUACUAAGCACCAUCAAUUCCCAUAAAAGUCAAUGGAAGUUGAGGAUGUUCAGCAUCUCACAAAGUGGGACCAGCAAUGUGAUGUAAUGUUGUGCAACACACAGAAAGAGGAAUAUACUGGCUGGUGAUGAAUUAAAUCAUUGACAUAACUUCUGAUUAAAAUGCAACUGAAAUUUUAAUUUUAUGAAUUACAAAUGGAAGAAUAAUAAACAUUAACCAUAAGAAUUUCUUGUAAUAUCAGGUAGUGUCAUGAUGGUCUUAAAAAUAAAUAUCUGUAAAUAUAUAUAGCUGGAAAUGACAACAUUCCUAAGCUAACAAUCUGUAUGAAACACUGUACAAUCCAAUUCUUGUGCUUUUUAAAUAUUUUUAAAUAAUUUACUUAAAUAUUCAUGUAAUAUAUUAAGGUUUUGUGAAAUGAACUUUAGUUUGGAAGAAGCUGUCAUCAGCUUUCAUCAGCAUAAAUUGACACUAAUGUGUCAAAAUAUUCUUAUUUUGGGAAAUUAGUGCAUUUUAUAUUAAAAAAAGACUACUAAAGGUUAAAAAAAACUUUUUUUUUCCUAGCGCUCUACUCUCCAUACUUUGUGACUAAAGUACCUCUAUUCAUAAGGUUUCAAGGUGUAAAGUCAGUUAAAAUAUCAGCUGUUAAUAGUUGUGUUAGAUUAAAUACAUUUUCUAUUGACUUUUUAAAGACACUGAAUUAAUGUUUUGUAACAAGGGCUUGUUACACAGCAGUGCAACAAUGAUUAAAAAUGUAGUUUAUCAUG
Messenger RNA from Gopherus flavomarginatus (Mexican gopher tortoise), 5245 nucleotides. It is a transcript of the gene SH3RF1, whose product is annotated as SH3 domain containing ring finger 1. Lineage: Eukaryota; Metazoa; Chordata; Testudines; Testudinidae. Gene Ontology annotation, molecular function: metal ion binding; protein binding. The record is from RefSeq and is a predicted model, not a curated record. The coding region runs from base 191 to 2878 and encodes 895 amino acids. The transcript has 12 exons.